Molecule: messenger RNA, 420 nt
Organism: Fulmarus glacialis (Northern fulmar)
Lineage: Eukaryota; Metazoa; Chordata; Aves; Procellariiformes; Procellariidae
Product: histone H2A-beta, sperm-like
Exons: 1
Coding region: 1-420 (139 amino acids)
Cellular component (GO): nucleosome
Molecular function (GO): protein heterodimerization activity; structural constituent of chromatin; DNA binding
Source: RefSeq, a predicted model, not a curated record
AUGUCUGGACGUGGAAAGAAACACGCGGUGGCUGGCAAACCCGCAGCUGCACCGAAGAAAACCAAAUCAGCCAAGGCUGGUCUGCAGUUCCCCGUAGGUCGUGUCUACAGGCUCCUUAAAAGAGGGAACUACACUGACAGGGUCGGUCCCGGCGCUGCCAUCUACUUGGCUGCGGUGCUGGAGUACCUGAGCGCGGAGAUCCUGGAGCUGGCGGGGAACGCUGCACGGGAAAACAAGAAAGCCAGGAUCCUGCCCAGGCACAUCCAGCUGGCCGUGAGAAACGAUGAUGAGCUGAACAAGCUCUUCUCCUGCGUGAUCAUCGCUCAAGGAGGGGUUAUGCCGAAUAUCCUUUCCCAGCUCCUUCCCAAGAAAACUGUUGGAGAUGCUGCUCCCUUUCAGGGACAAGGUGGUAGCCAGUGA